CGCGGGGCGGCAGGCGGCGGCGGCGGCCCGGGGCCCGAGCCCGGAGACGGGAGCGGCCGCCAUGGCCGAGAGCAUCAUAAUUCGUGUCCAGUCCCCAGACGGGGUGAAGCGGAUCACAGCCACAAAGAGAGAAACAGCUGCAGCAUUUUUGAAAAAGGUCGCAAAGGAGUUUGGCUUCCAAAAUAAUGGCUUCUCAGUUUACAUCAAUAGAAACAAGACUGGAGAGAUAACAGCAUCGUCCACCAAAUCCCUCAGUCUGCUCAAAAUCCAGCAUGGAGAUCUGCUGUUCCUGUUUCCCUCGAGCCUUGCUGGACCCUCCUCAGAAAUGGAGACAUCGGCCCCGCCGGGGCUGAAGGCCUGCGGCGCUCCCAACGUGGUGGAGGAUGAGAUCGACCAGUACCUCAGCAAGCAGGACGGAAAGAUUUAUAGAAGCCGCGACCCACAGCUGUGCCGACACGGGCCUCUGGGGAAAUGUGUCCACUGUGUCCCGCUAGAGCCGUUUGACGAGGACUACCUGAACCAUCUCGAACCUCCUGUGAAGCACAUGUCCUUCCACGCCUACAUCCGAAAGCUGACCGGGGGGGCCGACAAGGGGAAAUUUGUUGCCCUGGAGAACAUCAGUUGCAAGAUUAAAUCAGGGUGCGAGGGACACCUUCCGUGGCCUAACGGCAUCUGUACUAAGUGCCAGCCAAGUGCCAUCACGCUGAACAGACAGAAAUACAGACAUGUGGACAAUAUCAUGUUCGAGAAUCACACGGUUGCCGAUCGCUUCCUUGACUUCUGGAGGAAGACAGGGAACCAGCAUUUUGGGUAUUUAUAUGGACGGUAUACAGAGCACAAAGACAUUCCUCUUGGCAUCAGGGCCGAAGUAGCUGCCAUUUAUGAGCCGCCUCAGAUCGGCACACAGAACAGCCUGGAGCUUCUGGAAGACCCAAAAGCUGAGGUGGUGGAUGAAAUUGCUGCCAAGCUUGGCCUGAGGAAGGUUGGCUGGAUAUUUACAGACCUCGUCUCAGAAGACACCCGGAAGGGUACCGUCCGAUAUAGCCGUAAUAAGGACACCUAUUUUCUGAGUUCGGAAGAAUGUAUCACUGCAGGAGACUUCCAGAAUAAGCAUCCCAACAUAUGUCGACUCUCUCCAGACGGACAUUUUGGAUCUAAGUUUGUCACUGCGGUGGCAACAGGUGGUCCCGACAACCAGGUCCACUUUGAAGGGUACCAGGUCUCCAAUCAGUGCAUGGCAUUGGUCCGUGACGAGUGCCUGCUGCCCUGCAAGGAUGCCCCUGAGCUCGGCUAUGCCAAGGAGUCCAGCAGCGAGCAGUAUGUGCCCGAUGUGUUCUAUAAGGACAUAGACAAGUUUGGCAAUGAGAUCACCCAGCUGGCCCGGCCCCUGCCCGUGGAGUAUCUGAUCAUAGAUAUCACAACAACUUUCCCCAAGGAUCCAGUUUAUACUUUUUCUAUUUCACAAAAUCCAUUUCCUAUUGAAAACCGGGAUGUAUUGGGUGAGACACAGGACUUCCACAGUUUGGCCACCUAUCUGUCCCAGAAUACCUCAUCCGUGUUCCUGGAUACCAUCUCGGAUUUCCACCUCCUGCUGUUUCUGGUCACCAAUGAGGUCAUGCCUCUGCAGGACAGCAUCAGCUUGUUGCUGGAGGCAGUGAGGACCAGAAAUGAGGAGCUCGCCCAGACGUGGAAGAAGUCUGAGCAGUGGGCCACCAUCGAGCAGCUGUGCAGCACAGUCGGAGUACAGCUUCCGGGUCUCCACGAGUACGGCGCCGUCGGGGGCUCCACGCACGCCGCCACGGCUGCCAUGUGGGCCUGUCAGCACUGCACCUUCAUGAACCAGCCUGGCACCGGCCACUGUGAGAUGUGCAGCCUCCCGAGGACCUAGGGCUCCCGGCCCCUGCUGGCAGGACUGGGCCCAGCCCAGCCCUCUCUGAAGCCGGGAUCAUCGUAACCAUUGCCCGAUGGCGGGCAGCCCUGAUGGGCAGGGCAGGGUGGCUGCCCUCGGGUCUCUGACCCACAAAGCUUCUCAGCAGCAGGCUUCCCUGGAGGGAGAGCCAGGCUGGUGCACUGUGGGCUGACGCCCCGUACCAGCCUCCCAGGUGGCGGAAGGACUUGGGCACCUCAGAACCGUCCCCUGGGGUAGGGAGGGGUGGGGAGGGCUUACUGUCACUAUCCACCUUUCUCUUCCCUUCCUCUGGAUGCUUUUUGUUCUCACCCCUCCCACGGUUCCAGUUGGGAGUUCCUGGUGGCUGCUGUACCCAGUUGCUCUGGGCAGACCCUGGCUGGGAGACUGCCUCUUCCCCUGCCGGGGGCCAUUGCCAUGGAAACCUGAGUUGGCCCAGGGUUCCUGGCCUCCCUUGUGCUUGAUCUGCAGGUUAAUUUGCUGCCCACCCUCCUCCUUGCUCUCACCUGACCUCCAGGUGCGAUUUUUAAAGUCUGCGUUGGUUGUAAUAACAGUUAUCAGUAAUUUCUGCCCAGAAGACUUUUAUUUAUUUCUUUUUAAGAUAAAAACUACAUAAAAGGGGAGUGAGAGAGACUAGUUCCCACUUCCUUUCCUCUAGUAGUGAGUUCCCAGGAGCGGGUGCAGGGAGGACACAGGGUGGGCGAGGGUGGACAGAGACCCACGGUCAUUUCUUGGAAGUAAACCUCAGUGCCUGAGACUUUCUUGCCAAGCCACACAGCUGUAGAUGUGGUCCAGCAGGAGGGCAGCAGCCCCUCCAGGAGGCUGAUGCCUCGGGCCAGGCCUCCCCGGGGUGCACUAGGCUGCCCAGGUCCCAGAGCUCUGGCCCCUUCUUCCCAUUGCCCUGCCCAUCCCCUGGGCUCCUGCACGGUGACAGAGCCGUUGCAUCAGGCCCCCGUGAGAGUAUGGGUUUGGCCUAUUGUGAGGCCCAUGGGGACUGUUGCGGGGUCCCAGGACAGAGGUCAUGGUCAGGCCUUGUACCUGUGCACUAGGGUCCCCAGGCAGGUGUGGGCGGCACCCUGAUGCCUCUUUGCCUUAAUGAGGGCCGGGUCUCGGAGCUGCAUGGCACCCACAGGAGAGGCUGGCCCAGACAUGGACUGCCCUGGGGUCGGGGGAGGCCUGUGGGACUCUCCCUUAGUCACGGCACUGUGGACAGAGAACUCUGGUCUCUGCGUGUUGGCUUUUCUGGUGGUAAGGGCUGUGCCUGGCAUCUUCCAGUGCACCUGGUGUGGGUCACUCAAGACUGGUCUGCUCUGGGGGCCAGGGCCCCAUCUGGUUGGGUCUGCCUUCAGCAGAGCCAUUGGUGUUGGCGAGGGGGUGGGGUGGGCCGGAGAUGUGCUGAGAAGCCGGCCUGAAGCACCGACCCCCACCGGUGUGUGGUGAUUGUCGCCGGAGCUCGGCUCCCAGCCACCUGCUGAGGGGCCACCCAUGGCCUUGCGGAUGUGAUUCUUGCGGCUGCGCUGGCUGGAGCUCUGGCCCCUGGGAUCCGAUGUGAGGCUGCAGAGGAGCCUGGUGGCCCGGGCCCUGAGCGCAGCCCCCUGUCUCCCAGGGCCCCUCUCCACCGUUUACCCCAAGCUGGUUCCCCUCUCUCUUCAGCCAACAUUCUCCUCACUCUGAAGUCGUGGCAGAUGCAUAAUUCGUUUUGUCUUUUAGCUGAAAGAAAAGUGUGAUUUCUCUG
Canis lupus familiaris (dog) is the source of this 3641-nucleotide messenger RNA. It is a transcript of the gene NPLOC4, whose product is annotated as NPL4 homolog, ubiquitin recognition factor. Gene Ontology annotation, biological process: ubiquitin-dependent protein catabolic process. Gene Ontology annotation, molecular function: ubiquitin protein ligase binding; ubiquitin binding. The record is from RefSeq and is a predicted model, not a curated record. Lineage: Eukaryota; Metazoa; Chordata; Mammalia; Carnivora; Canidae. Gene Ontology annotation, cellular component: nucleus. The coding region runs from base 62 to 1888 and encodes 608 amino acids. The transcript has 17 exons.